This is a messenger RNA of Photinus pyralis (common eastern firefly), 1827 nucleotides long. Its product is annotated as insulin-like growth factor-binding protein complex acid labile subunit. Gene Ontology annotation, molecular function: protein binding. The record is from RefSeq and is a predicted model, not a curated record. The transcript has a single exon. The coding region runs from base 50 to 1777 and encodes 575 amino acids. NCBI's taxonomy places the organism in Eukaryota, Metazoa, Arthropoda, Insecta, Coleoptera, Lampyridae.
GCUCGGGUCACUUUUUCUCCAGCGGUGAAGUUCAGUUUUUAGCGACAAUAUGGAGUUUUGGUACAUCUACAAUCCUUUGUUGGGCGUGGAAAACAUUCGUAGAAUCGCCAUUUCUGCCAAGGAGAGUUUAGAAUCCGUGCUGGAAAAUGUGGAAGGAAGAAUUUCGGUUGGAUACCCGGCGGGUGGUGAAGAAAUCGAGAACUUAAUCGUGCAGUCCCAAGAUGUAGUCGGUAAUAAGCUCUUGAGGCUGAAAUCAUUUAAAAAGGUUAGGCAACUGUACUUGGUUAGCAAUUUGGAGACGUUGAGUGAGGGUUUACUUGAUGGACUGGAUGAUUUGCAAACUCUCUACAUCUCUAAAUGUACCGCACUCAACUGCAUUGAGCGUGGAUUCUUUAAGAACAAAAGUAACCUGAAGAAGCUUUCCAUCACCAACAGCAAACUUCAAUUGCAACCAGGUAUGUUGAAAGGAAUGCCUAAUUUAAAAGAGUUGGAUUUGAGCAGAAAUCAGAUUGAGGAAUUGCCAGUUAGUUUAUUCACGGACGUUCCCGACAUUGAGACCCUGACCCUGGCGCAUAACGACAUCAAAAACCUACCAACAAAGGUGUUUUACGGGCUUCCGUUCUUAGUCGAUCUCAACCUGAGCUUUAAUAAGCUUAGGGGCUGGAACGACGAAGCCUUCUCCUACGUGAACAUGCUUCUCCAUCUCAACAUCAGCAACAACGCGAUAAAGGAGCUCACCCCGGCCUCCUUCAAGAGACUAAACUCUCUCGUCACCCUCAACCUGGACGGCAACUACCUCGAAAGUUUAGAAAAGGACAGCUUCAUCGGUUUACCACGCUUGGACCACCUCAGCGUCAACAACAACAAGCUUCAAGAAAUCCACAGCUACACCUUCGAUGCCAUUCGCAAGCUCAAGGUCUUGCUAUUGGAAAACAACGAAAUUUCCAUCUUCGGCCCCGAAGUCUUCCACAACUUGGGCAAGGUCGAGUUUUUCACCUGCAAUCGCAAUAGCACCCCCAAACUCGAACUCGAUACCUUCAGAGGCUUCUCGGGGGUAACCACUUUACACCUGACCAACAUGAACAUCGAAACCUUAGAUGAAGAUUGGUGUUCCGGUUUGUAUUCCGUCACCGAUCUCGACUUGAGCCAAAACAGACUCACUCACCUCCCGUCGUGCGCAUUCCGCUGCACCAAAGCGCUGACUAAGCUAAACCUGCGCGACAACCUCAUCGAAACCGUCGACACGCGGACAUUCGACACCGUCUUCAAUUUGCAGCACCUGGACCUAUCCAACAACAAACUGCGACAAGUUCCCAGCAACAGCUACGACAACUUGUGCAGCGUCCUAACCCUAAACUUGGCGCACAAUCUCAUCGUCGCCCUGAACCCGACGUCACUGAUCGCCUUCAGGGGAAUAAACCAGCUGGACCUGUCCCAUAACCGAAUCGAGACCAUCGAACCGGAGACCUUCCUCGCGACCCCCAAGCUCGCGACCCUCAACGUCAGCUUUGGCAACGUGCCGGCGGCCACCGUCUGGUUCACAUCGGUCAGUUUCGUUUACGGAUCCGUCGCGAAGCUGCCUGGCAAGUUGCAGGCCUUGACAAGGCUCGACAUCGACCCUUGCGGUCUGACGCACAUCGAAUUCGACUGCGAUAAAUGCACGUCAACCGUCCUGAGGAAGUACGACGACGAUUCGAAGACGGAAACGUGGUCGUCCAAGACCGACUCUGAAGACGUUGCCAAAGUGAGGGAGUUAAUUAGGAACUAUAUUAAUUAAUGAGUAUUUUUGGCUGUAAUAUUUUAAUAAAGAUUUUUGAUCUAACUCAA